UACCCAGGUCCGAGAGGCCGAUACAAGAUGGCGGAGUCGGUGGGGAGGGAGAGGCGGAGGCGGGUCCGGAUCGAAUAGAGCAAAGCCUAUACAGGACUCCUAGAAAAUCUCUCCAAGACAGGACAAAUGAGGAGCUAUGACGAGUGAAAACCAUAGUACCAUAAAGGGAGACUCGGGCAUGAUCAUGUCCCCAACUGGGUCCUCAGCCCAAGCACCACCUCUCACGCCCUCCACCAGCAAAGCCAUCCAGGACCUGCCAGAUGAGCUGGUUCAGGCUGGAUGGGCAAAAUGCUGGAGCAAAAGGGAGAAUCGGCCAUACUAUUUUAACCGUUUUACCAACCAGUCGUUGUGGGAGAUGCCGGUCCUGGGGCAGCAUGAUGUCAUUUCUGAUCCACUUGGCCUCAACGCAGCUCCUGCCUCAGGUGAUGGAACAGGAGGAGACGCUGGACUGGGCAACGGGCAACGGAAGAGACGCCCCUCAGAGGAUACCUCCUCAGGAGGUCCUAACAGCUUCAAGAGGCCAAAGGUUGAGAUUCCUGUAACUCCAACCACCCCUUCAGUCCCGAUAUCACCAAGCACCCCUGGCGCAAAGCCCUGGAAUUCCACUUUAGACGAAAAACAAGCCCAGCCUAGUACCCCUGCUCCUGCUCCAGCCCCUUACCGGCCCUCUGUAAUCUACUGGGAUCUGGACAUACAGACCAACGCGGUAAUUAAAGAGCGGGCUCCAUUCAACUACCUCCCUCCUCACCCAGAGAUUGAGCUACAGCGUGCCCAGCUCACCACCAAACUCCGCCAGCACUACCAUGAACUGUGUUACCAGCGUGAAGGGAUUGAGCCGCCACGGGAGUCAUUCAACCGCUGGCUGUUAGAGAGGAAGGUGAUGGAUAAAGGAGUGGAUCCUCUGCUGCCCAGCGAGUGUGAGCCUGUCAUCUCACCCUCCAUGUUCAGAGAGGUCAUGAACGACAUCCCCAUCAGGCUCUCACGCAUUAAAUACAAGGAAGAGGCCAGAAAGCUGUUAUUCAAGUACGCAGAGGCAGCCAAGAAAAUGAUAGAUUCCAGAAAUGCCACACCCGACAGUAGGAAAGUUGUAAAGUGGAACGUUGAAGAUACAAUGAACUGGCUCAGGAGAGACCACUCUGCCAGUAAAGAAGACUACAUGGAUCGUCUGGAGCACUUGCGGAAGCAGUGUGGCCCACAUGUGACGGCCGUAGCCAAGGACUCGGUGGAGGGGAUUUGCACUAAAAUCUACCACAUCUCAGCCGAGUACGUGCGCAGAAUCCGACAGACUCACCUCAACCUGCUAAAAGAGUGUAACAUCACAGUGGACGGGGCAGAGACCGCAGAAGUGCAGGACCGUCUGGUUUAUUGCUAUCCGGUUCGACUGUCCAUUCCUUCGCCACCGCAGCCCCGCGUCGAGCUCCAUUUUGAGAACGAUAUCGCCUGUCUGCGCUACAAAGGAGAAAUGGUGAAGGUCAACCGUGGCCACUUUAAUAAACUGGAGCUGCUCUACCGGUACAGCUGUAUCGAUGAUCAAAGGUUUGAGAAGUUUCUGUCACGUGUGUGGUGCCUUGUAAAGAGAUACCAGGUGCUGUUUGGAUCUGGUGUGAACGAAGGCAGUGGUCUACAGGGGGCUCUUCCUGUUCAAGUGUUUGAGGCUCUCAACAAACAGUUUGGAGUCACUUUCGAGUGCUUCGCGUCACCACUCAACUGCUACUUCAAGCAGUUCUGCUCGGCCUUUCCUGACAUCGACGGCUUCUUCGGCUCCCGAGGGCCAUUUCUAAGCUUUUCACCUGUCAGUGGAUCAUUUGAAGCUAAUCCUCCAUUCUGCGAGGAGUUCAUGGAUGCCAUGGUCACACACUUUGAAGAGCUUCUAGAGAAGUCCAGCGAGCCUCUGUCUUUCAUUAUCUUUGUUCCUGAAUGGCGCGAUCCCCCUACCCCGGCACUGACACGGAUGGAGACAAGUCGCUUCCGCAGGCACCAAAUGUCCGUGCCAGCCUUUGAGCAUGAAUAUCGCAGUGGCUCUCAGCAUAUCUGCAAAAGAGAGGAGAUGUACUACAAAGCCAUACAUGGAACAGCAGUCAUCUUCCUGCAGAACAACGCCGGAUUUGCUAAAUGGGAGCCAACCAGCGAGAGGAUUCAGGAGAUGCUGUCUGCAUAUAAGGUCUCGGGACGCUCUCUGUCCUCUCCUGGACCUUCCUCUUCUUCCUCCAGUAGUGGAGACAGAGACUCCAAACCGAGCUACGAGCGCUCAGCGAACCUCGAAGCCCCCGGAGGCCAUGAAAGUAGCAGCCCUGCACCAGAAACAGCAAACAUUUAAGUGUGCGUGCGUGGUUGUGUGUGUGCGUGCGUGUUUGUUUGUGUGUGUGUGUGUGUGUGUGUAAAGUGACUGGCUGCAUGUUAAGUCAGUUCAUGAGAGAAAAUGAGAAGAGAGCUACAGAGAUAAAGUUCAUUUACUAUUCUCGGUUUCUAAUAUUUAAAAAAAUAUAUAUUAUGGGUUUUAUUAUUAAUGUUGUCAUAGUUGUUAAGGUUUUUUUUUUGUUUGUUUUUUUUACUGAUGAUGUGAUUAUUUGGUCACUAAUUACGUUUUGUUCUUGUUGUCACUUGAGACGUGGUAAUUCUAUUCGGGACUUGUUUUAUUUUGGCCUUUUUAAACUUUGUGCUUUGUUCCUAGGCAGAGUUGUCUUUCUGUCAGGUUGAGAAGUGGGGAAAAUGGAUGAUAGUGUCUCUGUUGUGCUUUUCUAUUUUUUUUUUUCCUUUCUAAAAAAAUUCUAUGCCAACGGAAGUGAGAUGAAUCCAUUAGCAGUUUGCUAUGUUUCAUAAGCCCCCUAACAUGUGUAUAUCUUGUGCAUAAAGAUUCAUUGUGCCAGUUUAUUUAGUGCUGGAGGGACUCUGAAGUUACUCAAGCCGGCCUUGGUGGUCCCUCUUCUGGAACAAAGCACUGAUGUGAACAAAAAACUCACCUUUGUUUGUUCAAAAGGGUUCCUUUUAGAGUGGGCUUCAGGAUGCAAAUAAGUAAAACAGGCCUUGUCAUAUACCUAGUAAUUGGUUUCAGCGUGUUAUAGAUUCACUCUUCGUUUACUUGUAAAUUUUAAAUUGUGCACAGAGAACAAAGAUGAAUCCGGUUGACUUUGUUUUCCUGUCUGUAGGAAAAUGCAGUUUUGUUACUUCCUGACAUGCUUUCAGAAGGAUUUGGUAGCAUGGACUGUGCUGAACAUGAAGUUUCUGAGUGGAUAAUAUGACUUCCACCCUUAAUUAUUCACUCUCUAUGCUUGAUGUAUGUCUCAGUAAUGAUUUCCAGAGAAAGCAAUAGGUGAACCUAAAGAGCUUACACGUGACGUGUAUACGUGACCUUGCAUUUCGGCAAUACUAACUGUCCGUCCAUCCAUCUUAUAGAAUCCAUCCUACCGUCUUAAUUUGAGCCUUAGACAUAAUAUUACUAAAUGCCUUGGUUUAUUUUUCUUUCUGAAAAAAAAAAAGGUUUGUAAUUGUGUGUUUACUCCAGAACGAGAUUGAACCUGAUCACUGGGCAGCAUAAUGAAUGUAAAUUUAACAAAAAAGGAAAAAUAAAGGGUCAAAUAGUUGAUCCUAAGUUUUCUCUGUAGUUCUGGGAUUAGAACAAGGAUCGGAUUAAAUCUUCUCUACUACCAACAUUCUUGUUCAAUUUGUCAAACUUUAUGUUGGAAUCGGCUUUCUUGCUAUUAGAAACGUGUUCGAAUCUAUAAGUAUCCUUAGAUCUGGUCUAUUCAUGUCUCUGUUGUAUUUUUCUCGUUUCUCUGUGUAUAUACCCUUCAUCUUUUUAAAGUAAUGAAUCGUAAUCGAUUCGAGCGUUACGCUUGAGGGACGGCUCAUGCACUCGCCAUUAUAGCAGUACACAGUUUUGGCAGCUUGCUGAUCAUUGCUAACAUUCGACUCCCCCGAAGGUAGUACCUCACCUUUUAUGAAGUCUUUAUCUGGCUUUCUCAUUCCUGGAGUGUUUCCCAUCACCAGCAAAACUGUAGAUAUUGUACAGAAAAGCAUUAUGAAGUAUGGUUUUUGUUUGAUUUUCUGCCACAGUUGUAGAGUGAGCUCUUUUGAAAAAAAAGAAAAGAAAAGAAAAAAGUAUCCUACUCCUACUUCUGUCUUUCUCCCCAUGCUUUUUAUUUCUUUUAAUUAAGCAAAUUUGUUUAUGAAUUAUACAAUUUAUGAAAUAGAAGUCAUUUUAAACUAAACCAAAGUGAUUACUGAGAAAGAGGAGAAAUCUAUCUUGUAUGUAAUAGUAGAACUGUAUAUGAACAGUACUGCAUAGUGUAACCAGCAAAAAUGAUUUGUUAUUUUUAUAUUUCAAUGUUGUAUGUGUUCUGGUUAGGUUCUUUUGCUUGAUCCCAUUUGUCACAAUCACAAAAGAGAUAAUUAAAUGUAUAGUGCUUA
This is a messenger RNA of Tachysurus vachellii, 4407 nucleotides long. RefSeq names its product phosphorylated CTD interacting factor 1 (gene pcif1). Lineage: Eukaryota; Metazoa; Chordata; Actinopteri; Siluriformes; Bagridae. The record is from RefSeq and is a predicted model, not a curated record. The coding region runs from base 137 to 2317 and encodes 726 amino acids. The transcript has 16 exons. Gene Ontology annotation, molecular function: RNA polymerase II C-terminal domain binding; mRNA (2'-O-methyladenosine-N6-)-methyltransferase activity. Gene Ontology annotation, cellular component: nucleus.